Cebus imitator (Panamanian white-faced capuchin) is the source of this 1661-nucleotide messenger RNA. Its product is annotated as acyl-coenzyme A thioesterase 1-like. The record is from RefSeq and is a predicted model, not a curated record. Gene Ontology annotation, molecular function: fatty acyl-CoA hydrolase activity. Lineage: Eukaryota; Metazoa; Chordata; Mammalia; Primates; Cebidae. Gene Ontology annotation, biological process: fatty acid metabolic process; acyl-CoA metabolic process.
GAUUUCAAGACAGGAGGCUUUAAGCAAGUUCGAGUGUGUCUGUAUUUGGUCUUGCUGAUUGGCUGCGCUCUGGUCUUCCCAGCUGACAUUAGCAGACUGCUGCUUUGCCCUGGUGACGGCCUGCGACGGCACCCCUAGAGAUCUCUAACAAGCUUCUUUCUACCCACCCUGUUCGGUUGUUCCCAGGUUUGACUUCAAGGCGCAAAAUGGCGGCCUCGUCUCUUGCUGUCCUGCGAGCGUCCCGGCUGUCAGUGGAGCCUGAAGAGUUGGGCGCAGUUGCUGGGGUAUCCAAAGCUGAGGCAGGUUGACCAGAUCAUUUGAGUUCCUGCCCGGAUGAUGGUGACACUGUCCCUGGAGCCCACCGGCCGCUGCAUCUGGGACGAACCGGUGCGCAUCGCCGUGCGCGGCCUGGCCCCGGAGCAGCUGGCCACGCUGCGCGCGUCCCUGCGCAAAGAGAAUGGCGCGCUCUUCCGGGCCCACGCGCUCUUCCGGGCCCACGCGCGCUACCGCGCCGACGCCCGCGGGGAGUUGGUCCUGGAGCGCGCGCCAGCGUUGGGCGGCAGCUUCGUGGAGUGCGAGCCCAUGGGGCUGCUCUGGGCGUUGAAGUCCGAGAAAGCCUUGGGGAGGCUGGUGAAGCGCGACGUGCGGACGCCCGUCCCCGUGGAGCUGGGGGUGCUGGACGGCCACGACCCCGAGCCUGGGCGGCUGCUGUGCCAGGCGCGGCACGAGCGCCACUUUCUCCAGCCGGGCGUGUGGCACGAGCCGGUGCGCGCGGGCCGAGUGCGCGCCAGGCUCUUCCUGCCGCGGGAACCUGGGCCCUUUCCUGGGAUUGUGGACAUUUUCGGAACUGGAGGUGGCCUGCUGGAGUAUCGGGCUAGUCUGCUGGCUGGGAAAGGUUUUGCUGUGAUGGCUCUGGCUUAUUACAAGUAUGAAGACCUCCCCAAGACCAUCGAGAUGCUCUAUCUGGAGUACUUUGAAGAAGCUGUGAACUACUUGCUCAGUCAUCCUGAGGUAAAAGGUCCAAGAGUUGGGCUGCUUGGAAUUUCCAAAGGGGGUGAACUCUGCCUUUCCAUGGCCUCUUUCCUAAAGGGCAUCACGGCUGCUGUCAUCAUCAACGGCUCUGUGGCCAGUGCUGGGGGAGGUGUACACUAUAAGGGUGAGGCCCUGCCCCCUAUCGGCGUCAACAAAAAUCGCAUCAAGGUGUCCAAAGAUGGCUUUGCAGACAUUGUGGAUGUCCUGAACAGCCCCUUAGAAGGACCUGACCAGAAGAGCUUCAUUCCUGUGGAAAGGACAGAGAGCUCCUUCCUGUUCCUGGUAGAUCAGGAUGACUGCAACUGGAACAGUGAGUUCUAUGCUAAUGAAGCCUGUAAACGCUUGCAGGCCCAGGGGAGGAGAAAGCCCCAGGUCAUCUGUUACCCAGGGGCAGGGCACUAUAUCGAGCCUCCUUAUUUCCCGUGCCAGGCUUCCAUGCAUGCCUUGGUAGGCGGUCCUGUUAUCUGGGGAGGGGAGCCCAGGACUCAUGCCAUGGCUCAGUUGGAUGCUUGGAAAUGACGCCAGACUUUCUUCCACAAACACUUGGGUGACAAAGAGGGACAAUCCCAGCCAAACUGUAAUUCUCAUUUGAUCAUGUGGCCUCUCUGUUGCUAAUCUCUCCUGGGAAC